GCAUGUUAAGUGGGUCAAAUUACAGUUUAAUGUGGCGGCGGAAGAAUAAAGAAUAAUAAAACCUUACAAAUACAAUAGGUCCUUAUGUCCCAUUGCAUAAGGAAUGGGCCAUGCGGGCCCUAAUUAUCAAUAUCAACUGAUAUGAAACACUUAGUGAUACAGUUUUAAGAUAAAUGAUAGACUGCAUAUUAUACUAACUCAUAAGUUAAAAGGCAAAGCUAAGAUGUGGAUGUUUUGUUUAUUUACAAAGUUUAUUUCGCUAUCUUGGAUUGGUUUUAGAAUCUCUCAUAUGCAAAAUGGUACCCCUGCAUCACUUACUGUAAUUCUUUUGUUAUUGGUGGCGCUAAGCCUUCUGGGUAAUCUUGUAUAUAAGCAUUUAGCAACACAAAGUCAUCCUCACUCCCUAGUAUACUUGUAUUUGGAUAUUUAUUCAUCCAGGGUAAGGAAGUGAAGAAGUCUUAUUCGCAAUGGUGACCAGCAAAGAGGCAGCAUGUAAAUGUUAGAGAUGUUGAAGUGUGAUGACAACCUCUCAUCAUACCUCAUUUACCAACAAAAAAUAGUAGUUUAAAUUGCUGUCAACAGUUCACAAAUGCUGGUAACGUGCGGGAGUAAAUGUGGAACAAAAAUGAAUAUUUAAGAUGGACAAACACUUUUCAGGCAUAAAACACACAGAGAAUGUCUGCAGUCGACACAGCACACUAAAAAAGCCUGUUGUUUUUUUUCCUCUAGUCACAGAAUACUCUUAGUUCCAACUUUGAAAUGCAUGGUGUGCUCGCUCGGCCCGUCUGUCAAAUUUCAAAAGCCAAUGUGGCCCCUGAGCCAAAAGGUUUGCCUUAAGUUGAUCUACUGAUUUAAGCUUUGAUUAAGGAAAUAAAUCAAAUAUAUAUUUAACAUUGUUAUGACUGAGACCCUUCCAGGCCCUUGGGAAUAAACUUGAGGGGAGAUCUAAAGGAGAAAAAAACGUUUAUAUUGUAUUUGUUUUAGAAAUAAAACAUGUCGAAAUGGCCCCCACAUUUUCAGUGGAAAAAGUUUGGACACCCCUGACCAAUGAUCAUUUCCAUUUAUGCAAUUGCUUUUUAUUCCAGUUCAUUCCUCACAGAUUGACCAACAAACCUUCUGCAUGCAGUACUUUAUUCCCGCCAGCAGGGGACGCCUGUUAUCAGGAUUAUAUUUUUACAGGGGAAAAAGUAAAAUAAAAGAGCAAAUGAGAAAAAGCUCAAAUGUUGUAGCUAAUAUUUAAUAGUAACAUACUUAGUGCCCAAUAAUGUAAAGCUGGCAGAAAGUUUAGUCUUUUAAUAUAAAUAAUAUCAGUUUUUGCAUUGCUUUUUAUUCCAGUUCAUUCCUCUGCAUGCAGUACUUUAUUCCCACCAGCAGGGGGUGCCUGACCAACCCUUCCAUUUCACCUGCUGGCCCCUCCCACCUGAUCGACCUGCCUCAGCCUGAAGACACGCCCUCCGUGCUGAGGCCGGCCGCUCCCAGGCCUGCAAACAACAUGUCGUGCACCCAGGAAGACUCCGACUAGUGACGUCUGCUGCUCGGUGAGGAGAAGAAGAAGUGGAUGGAUGCAACAUGGGCUCAGACGAGGCCUACAAUUUUGUCUUCAAGGUGGUCCUGAUCGGGGAGUCGGGUGUGGGCAAGAGCAACCUGCUGUCCCGCUUCACCAAAAACGAGUUCAACCACGACAGUCGCACCACCAUCGGCGUGGAGUUCAGCACGCGGACGGUCCAGCUCAACACCUUCGCCGUCAAAGCCCAGAUCUGGGACACGGCGGGACUGGAGCGCUAUCGGGCCAUCACCUCAGCCUACUACAGAGGGGCGGUGGGCGCCCUGCUGGUCUAUGACAUCACCAAACAUCUGACCUAUGACAGCGUGGAGCGCUGGCUGAAGGAGCUCUUCGACCACGCCGACCCUCACAUCGUGGUCAUGUUGGUGGGCAACAAGUGUGACCUGGAGUCCGACAGGUCGGUGCCCACGGACCAGGCCAAAGAAUUUGCAGAGAAAAGUGGUCUAUUGUUUCUGGAGACGUCCGCUCUGGCGUCGACUAACGUGGAGGUGGCGUUCAACACCGUCCUAACAGAGAUCCACAAGAAGGUGAACGGCAAGGAAGUGGCGCGAGGUUCCAUCAGCGCCGUGACCCUCAGCCCCACCAUCGUGCCACACCCGGAGGAGAAGAAGCCUUGCUGCAAGAACAUCUGAGCACCCUCAGCGGAGGCGGAGCACAGAGGAAGGAGGGCGGGGCGGGGCGGGGGGUGUGGUCGGACCGCCCCCUGAGCCCGGCGUGCACAUCCAACGACUGAUUAGGACUUGUGGAGGCAGCACAUUGAUGAUUCAUUAUUAUGAAUUCAUACCCUCCUGGCAAUUGAUCCUCUGGGUGAAACAUGCAACCAGGUGUAAUUAUGUCCGUCCACAAAAGAAGAAGUUAGGAUAUUUCAAGAAGAAAUGAUUGGUGUUUUUUGCUCGGUGGCUAAUAGUUGAGGUGCUGUCACUGCUGGGUGGGACGCUUCUUGGCAGCCACAAAUAAAGCUGUUAGCUCACAA
Nerophis lumbriciformis (worm pipefish) is the source of this 2537-nucleotide messenger RNA. RefSeq names its product RAB25, member RAS oncogene family b (gene rab25b). NCBI's taxonomy places the organism in Eukaryota, Metazoa, Chordata, Actinopteri, Syngnathiformes, Syngnathidae. Gene Ontology annotation, molecular function: GTP binding; GTPase activity. The record is from RefSeq and is a predicted model, not a curated record.